GCCUGUCACUGCUUGCCUCUUUGUUCAAACUGAUCUUGCUUCUCUCCCUCAGCAUUGCUGCUGGCGAGGAGGGGGUCAGAGGCAGCACCUUGCUGUGUGUCCGCGCGCAUCGAUUCCGAUCUGGCAAAUAUCAACGUGUGAGGAUGAACGGCGCAUAGGCUGCAGCCCGGCGAGGAGAGGAUAACGUUGGCGAAGGAGUGACGACUCCAAGACGUCUAUAGAGCUCGUGCACACACACUCACGCCGGUUUCUUCUGCCUCUGCAAAGUGCUGUUUUCACCCUUGUUUCGUCGUCUCUCUACCCCGCGGGAGCUUUGGAGAGCACCUGCACUGAGGCGCAAAGCUCACAUUCCUGAGGAUUGCACCACUGAGACGCGUCUCGUUUUGGCAAGAAAAGACUGAUCCUGGUUUCUACCCCGUAUCUCCCUCUGCAAGUCCAGGAUGGGGCUCAGUCUGUGGGCAGCUGGGCAGCAGAUCCUCUUGACCCUGAUGCUGCUGCUCUCUUUGGGCUCUGGUGCAGCCUCCUCCAAAGUGAACAUGCGUAGGAUCAGGCAUCCUACUGUACAACAAACGCUGGCAGGCAAUGCCGUCCUCCCCUGUGUCUUCACCCUUCAGACCAGCUCCUUUAGCCAGCCUCCCCACCUCCUGUGGACUCGCAUCAGGCUACCAGCAGAAGGAGAGGGUGCUCCUCUGGAGCAGAUUGUGCUUUCUGUUAAAGGUGACAUAAUCAAGGUGAAUAAGGCUUUCAGUGGCCGCGCCAUGCUGCCAGGAUACCAUGCCAAUCCUCUGAAUGCUACUAUGGAGAUCUCCAGUCUCCGUACCAACGACUCAGGCACUUACCACUGUCAGGUUGUCAUGGGUAACGAAUAUGAGCGAGACACUGUGCCCCUGAUGGUCUCCGGUGUGGUGUUUCACUACCAGGCUCCCAGAACCAGAUACGCCCUCUCAUUUGCUGAUGCCCAACGGGCCUGCCAGGAAAACUCGGCUGAGAUGGCCACACCGGCCCAGCUGUGGGCAGCGCACUAUGACGGCUUCGCCAGCUGUGCGGCCGGCUGGUUGGAUGAUCAGACUGUCCGCUAUUCUGUCCAGUUGCCAGAGCUUGGUUGCUAUGGACACAAGGAGUACUCAGCUGGAGUGAGGAAUUAUGGGAAGAGGGACCCCAAAGAGUUGUUUGAUGUGUACUGCUUUGCAAAAGAACUGGAUGGUGAAGUCUUCCACUCCGCGGUCGCCGGCAGGCUGUCUCUGUCGUCGGCCUCAGACCGCUGUGUGUCCCUCGGGGGGCAGCUGGCCACCGCGGGGCAGCUUUAUCUGGCCUGGAAGGCCGGCCUGGACAGCUGCGCGCCGGGCUGGUUGUCUGAUGGCAGCGUGCGCUACCCGGUGACCUGGCCUCGCCCAGACUGUGGAGGGAGCCAGCCAGGAGUCCGCACCGUCACACCCAACACCACUGCGGACAACACCACCGUGCUAUAUGAUGCCUACUGCUACAGAGGUAAAGUGCAGAAUUCAGGCUCCAUCUCUCAGAUCUACACCUCCCUGUGGAAGCCCUGGAGCUACCUCGCGGGCUUAAGUGAUGCUGACUCCACGGGGACGGGCAGUCCAGACGUAACUACACAGCAGACCACCACUACCGGAGGGUCCACAGAUGCCAGUGUUUCACCAUCAAACUGGACAGGAUUGGUUGACCUAGAAGAGGAGGCCUCCAUUUACAGCAUUGAUGCAUCAUCAGACCCCUGGUCCUCUGAGUCUUCAGGGUCAUUUAUGACCCUCCAGCUAAUCCCAGGACAGCAGCUCUUAGAGUGGGGAGAGCCGCUGGAGCCUGGCCCCGACUCUGAGGAGUUUCUCCGACCGCCGGUCAACCCCACUCCUGCUGACAAGAAGGUGAUCUCAAAUAUUGUCAAGUCCAUUUGGAAGCCUUGGAACUACCUGGCUGGGACUGGAGAUGAGGAAGGAACCCAAGCACCAAGUAGACAGGCAGGGGAAGACGAGAUGUCCAUGAAACCGACCGAAGAUGGGUCAAAUGCAUCCACUGCAGCAACACCAAGUUUGUUUUCUUGGGGAAGUUCAUGGUUCACCAGCUCCUCAAGGGAAAACUCUACACCAGUCAGUGAAGAAUCUCCCACUCGUCUGGCAUCUACUUUGGCGGCCUCCAGUAACUCCAUGACUACUGAGAGCAACAAGAGCUGGGAGACUUCAGAUACACACAUCUCCACCACCUCCAGCUCUGCACCCGGAAUCACCUCAUCCAAAGGGGAAACCUGGAUCCGUGUUGUAUCAGCAACCACAACCCAUCCGGGUGACAAGAGGGAGGAGACGGUAUCCUCCAGAGGCAGCGGUAGAGGAGGUAGAGGUAGGGGGAAGAAGAACAGAGGGGAGGACAGGAGCAGGGGAGAAGAGAAGGGGAGAGGAGAGGAUAAAGGGAAAGGAGAAGAUGAGGGGAGUGGAGAAAUCACUGGCGCAGAAGCAAAAGGGGAGAUACAAGUUGCACGUCGACCAGUUGGAACAAGCAAACCAAGAGAAAGAUCCAGAGAACGAUCUAGAGACAGGGGUCACAGGAAGGGACAGUCCACCACUACCACGUCUACCACUACUACCACUAGUCCGUUGGAGCUCACGGUGAUGACCACAACUAGGUCGGAAAGCGUUGACUUAUCUACAUCUGAGUCCCUGUCCACUUCACCAGCAAAAAUCAAAUCCCCAUCAAGCUCACCAGAUCCAUACCAAUCCCUCUCCUCAUCUCUAUCACCUUUGUCCUCUGUUACUGCGUCCCCAUCUCCCACGUCCUCCCAACCACCACCAUCUCAAUUCCUCUUUGAAUCACAAUCUCCUUCCACAUCUCCAUCCCCAUCCCCAUCCCCAUCUAGUCCAUCUACCUCUUCCCCAUCUCCAUCCCCAUCCCCGUCUAGUCCAUCUUCCUCUUCCCCAUCUCCAUCCCCAUCUCCAUCCCCAUCUCCAUCCCCAUCUAAUCCAUCUUCCUCUUCCCCGUCUCCAUCCCCAUCCCCGUCUAGUCCAUCUUCCUCUUCCCCGUCUCCAUCCCCAUCACCAUCCCCAUCUAGUCCAUCUUCCUCUUCCCCAUCUCCAUCCACUUCCUCACCUUCAUCUAAUUCCCAAACCACAUCCUUCUCAAACUCACCAUCAUCCCCCCCCCUCCUUUUCCGAUUUCAAACUGCCGGAUCAGGAGACCCAGCUCCAUCUACUCACUCAGACAUCCAGGAGAGCUCCACUAAGACCCUGACAUCAUCCCACUGGAUCCCAGUGGAGAAAGAAGUUCUGAACAGCUCUCUGGAUCAUCCACCAUUACUGUCGGGACCCCCAGAUGUGGAAGAGCCUGCUUGGUCUCACGCUGUGGGGUCAGGGGCGCUGUUACCUGGCAACAUGGAAGAGGAGAGCAGCAGAGGGGGAGUCAACACCAGCACCAUAACUCUCAGCCCAACAGACGAGGUGGAGCCCUGCAUGACAAACCCAUGUCUGCACGGAGGAAAGUGCCUUCCGCAGGGAACGGGCUACAGCUGCUACUGCCCACAAGGAUACACUGGGGAGAACUGUGAGAUUGAUGUCGAUGACUGCCAGUCUGAACCAUGUGAAAAUGGAGGCACUUGCGUCGACAAGAUUGACUCAUUUCUCUGCCUUUGCCUGCCCAGCUAUGGAGGAGACACGUGUGAGAAAGAUGUAGAAGGUUGCGAGCACGGUUGGAGAAAGUUCCAUGGCCACUGCUACAGGUACUUCACACAUAGACACACCUGGGAGGAUGCAGAGAAAGACUGCAGAGAGCACAGUGCCCACCUCAGUAGCGUCAUCUCAGCCACUGAGCAGGAGUUUAUCAAUGGUCUGGGUCAUGACAAUGCCUGGAUUGGUCUGAAUGACCGCACUGUGGAGGAAGACUUCCAGUGGACCGAUAGCAACGAUCUGGUAUAUGAGAACUGGAGGGAGAGCCAGCCAGAUAACUUCUUUGCGGGAGGGGAGGACUGUGUGGUGACCAUUGCCCAUGAGGACGGCAAGUGGAACGACGUGCCCUGCAACUACAACCUGCCCUACAUCUGCAAGAAAGGCACAGUGUUGUGUGGGACACCGCCCGCAGUGGAGAACGCCCAUUUGAUAGGUCGGCGAAGGUCACAUUAUGACAUCCAUGCAGUGGUACGCUACCAGUGCUCUGAGGGCUUCUUCCAGCGGCACAUCCCCACUGCUCGCUGCCGGGCCGACGGGAGCUGGGAGAGACCCAGGAUCAUCUGCACAAAGUCCCGGCGGUCCCACCGUUACCGACGCCACCACCACAAUCAGCACAACGAACGCCGCGGCCACAGGAGACACGGAGGAGAGGGACACAAGGCCAGAGAGGACACACACAGCUACUACUGAACCAAAUAACACAACAUUCUUCAAUGGCUAGGUGCUAACCAUAGCCCAUAAAGAAAGACAGUAGUUAACAUCAUCGCCAUUCCUUUUCCUACUUUAUUUCUCCUGAUGAAUAGGUUUUCUUACACUAACAUACAGUUUAUCUCCAUAAAGUCUAUCCCUGAGUUUGGGUUUUUUGAAGCCCCCCCCCUGCUUCCUUUAACUGAGGUCCAUGCGAACACUAACUCUUAACAAUAACUCUUAUUAACGCCUCCCUCCCAAACAUCUCAAUACAGUAAAUCCUCCUCCUGUCUAUCAACUAAACCCUCUCUGUCUGUCAGACUAACAGCUGUGAGUGAGUGUGUGUGAGUGUAUGCAUGUAAGAGAGACACUUAGAAAAGUGCGGAGUCACUGUUUUUGUUGUUGCAACGGUUCUGUUAGCAAAGCACAGAUGUAAUUGAUGCAAGUUAGCAUUCAGUCCCUGGUGACGCUGAGCUUUUUGUAUGUGUACUGUAGCUAUUACUUUUUCCAUUGAGCACCUGAAUAGUUAGUUUGUUUUACUCUACUGACAUGCUUUUUCUAAUAUUUGCUAUGUUUGUGUUACGUUACUAUUUAUUAUGAAUUGUUUGUGAGUGAAUAUGCUUUCUUUUUUUACUUAUACUUCAGAGAGCCAAUGUAACAUCCUUUUUCUAUACCAGUAUAUAAAUCAAACAAUCAACAAUAAAUUAAAUUAAUCAUUCAAUUGCGUCUAAUCUCUGUAUUGUAAAUAUUGUGGUGUUUGUUUUUGGCUUGUCCCUGAUCAAUAGCUUGACCUUGUCCUGCCCUCUCAAUAGUGAGUAUGUCCCAUAGACAUAGAUGGGAUAGUGAGGAUGGGAUUACACAAUACUAUCUUGAGAUAACCACUUGAUUGUAUCUGAAUUGCUAAAUACUCUCGAUCUUUGCACGGCUAUAUUUACCUGAAGUGUAAUACGUCACAUUUUGUUUUGUCUUUGGUCCCUUUGAUAUUUGAUCGGUCAUCCACUUUUUCGGUGUUCCUGCUGUUGUAUUCCAUUCUUAAUAAAGUAAGAAAACAGCAU
This is a messenger RNA of Cyclopterus lumpus (lumpfish), 5404 nucleotides long. Its product is annotated as neurocan core protein-like. Gene Ontology annotation, molecular function: hyaluronic acid binding; calcium ion binding. The transcript has 20 exons. The record is from RefSeq and is a predicted model, not a curated record. Bases 441 to 4352 code for a protein of 1303 amino acids. Gene Ontology annotation, biological process: cell adhesion. Lineage: Eukaryota; Metazoa; Chordata; Actinopteri; Perciformes; Cyclopteridae.